This is a messenger RNA of Effrenium voratum, 1025 nucleotides long. The record is from the annotation of a GenBank genome assembly. NCBI's taxonomy places the organism in Eukaryota, Dinophyceae, Suessiales, Symbiodiniaceae.
GAACGAAGGACUGAGUCAUGGCCAGGGGCUGAUUGAGCGCAGUUGCAUGCGCUGAUGGCCCGAUGACAACUUCACCUUGCGGUGCCGCAGGGGAGCCUGUGCAUGGCUUGGCCUCGGGCGGCAGAGUAGUUGACUGCAUCAUUCCAGCGCACGAGAAAGAUUAUGAGACGCUGAGCCAUGCCGUGAGAUCUUUGCGCCAGUUCUGCCCAGAGGUCAGAAGGAUCCUGGUCCUCAGCAGCUCACCACCCCUGGCAGAUUGCGAGGUGGAGUGGCUGGAUGAGGCGGAUCCAGUGUGGCCGUUCAGAAGGUCGGAUCUCGAGGGAUGUGGCUGUGGGUCGGGAUGGCUGCUUCAGCAGCUUCUAAAGCUAUAUGCUCCGGUCCUGUUGGAGGGUUUGGCGGAUGACGUUCUUGUAUGCGACGCGGACGUGGUGUGGCUGCAGCCCGUGCGAUUCUUGCUGCCAAGUGACUCAGGCGCUUACAUCAACGUGUUCAACACGCACACCUGCCCACCGAUCCGCAGUGCCGUCGACCUGCACCGUUAUGAUGGCUUCGUCCCAGCGAUCCUCCCUGGCUUGCAGAAGCCCAGGCCCAAAGAGACCGCCGUGUGUCAUCACAUGGUCUUGCAGAAGCGCGUUCUGAAGCAGCUGAUGGAGGAGGUGGAGCUAGCUUGCGGGAGGAGCUUUUGGCAGGCGUACUGUGAAGCUGCCAAAGCAACGGAGGGUCGAGCUUCGGAGUACGAGUUGUACUACGCCUUUGCCAUCUCCCGGUGUGUGGAGGUGCAGACAAGGAUGCUGAGCUUCGCAGUGGUGGCAGACAUGGAGGCCGUGGUCAAAGCAGACCCACCACCCGCAUCCUUUGCUGUGGCUCAUUCGCAUCUCCGAGCUCUCAGUGCAGAGGAGCUUCGCGACCGCGAGGGCAUCAUCAACGGUGACACCGAGAGGGAGAUCCUGCGCCGUCUCACGGAGGAUCAGCCGGCAGAACUCUCGCAGCUUCUACUCGCGAGUGGAAUGUUCGGAGCAAAGUAG